UCUAGUAAAUUGAGAUUUAGAUUUCUUCGUCCUGUUCGAAUUUAGCAAUUUCAAUACAUCUUCAUUUCCAGCUACAGCAAAUUCUCAAGACAGAUUGUUUCUAUUAUGUUCUCUGAAUUUUGACUAUAUACCGACGAUUACGAAUCUACAUGUACGUGCAAACUUCUAACACUCCUCCAUUGCUCUCAAGAGUGAUGAACAUGGCGGCUUGGAUUUUCUGGGCGACAAGGAAUCAGAAUGUGGGCUUCAUCAGUUCUGCGAUACGGAGCUGUGCUUACUCCACAGAGCCAAGGAUCAUUAACAAUCCUACAACAGCCAGUUUGAAAAGGGGUACUGGUGGCCGCAGCUCUUUCAAUGGCAUAGUUUGCACAAUAUUUGGAUGCAGCGGUUUCGUUGGAAGGAAUUUGCCUAUUAGAUUGGGAAAGAUUGGAACACAGCUUAUUCUAGCACACAGAUGCGAUCCGUACCACAUAAGGGAAUUGAAAGUGGGUGGUGAUCUUGGGCAAGUUUACUAUGUUCCGUUCGACCUUAGGGAUGAGGAGUCGAUAGUCAGAGCCAUGAAAUACUCCAAUGUCGUUGUUAAUCUGAUUGGUACAGACUAUGAGACGUCAAACUUCAGAUUUAAUGACGUGAACAUAGAAGGAGCGAGGACACUGGCCAGGCUCGCCAAAGAAUGCAACGUGGAACGUUUUGUUCACAUGUCGUGCUUGAAUGCAGCAGCGAAACCAACACCAAUGAUAAUACCAAAAGGCUCGAAGUUUUUGAAAUCAAAAUGGUUCGGAGAACUUGCGGUAAAAGAAGAAUUCCCAGAAGCUACCAUAGUCCGGCCAUCAGUUAUUUAUGGAUGCAUGGAUCAUUUUAUCAGUCAUUAUAUGAGCAGACAGAGGGCAACCUUUGAAUACAUACCACUGUGGCAUAAAGGCGAGAAAAGUGAGAAGCAACCGGUAUAUAUUCACGAUGUGAUUUCGGGCCUUGUAGAGAUAAUAAGAAAUCCUGACACUGCCGGAAAGACUUAUCAAUUUGUUGGGCCAGAAAGAUACACGUUGGCUAAGUUAGUUACGUGGAUGUACGAGUUGAAACUGCAGAACACUGAAGACCCUUACAAGAUAAACGACAUGAAAUAUAAUCCGUACUUUUGGUUCAAAACUGCGAUGUAUGAAUUAAUGUAUUCAGUACAUCCUAUGGUAAAUAUAUCGUGGGAAGUAAUGGAAUUGCACCAUACCACUGAUACAAUAGACCCAAAUUUGCCAACUUUGGAAGAUUUAGGAGUAACGCCGACUAAUAUGAAAACGCGUCUAGCAUGGGAAAUCGAGACGUAUCGUGAUGUAUAUAUAGAUGAUUUAGAAAAAGCUACUCCCCCUAACGUGAAGUCCGUACCAGACUGAAAUGUUCUAAGUACAGAGUAAUUUAUAAUUUAGAAGAAAAUCAUCAAAUGUUUCGAUUUAAAUAAAUCUGAUAUAAAGUAAA
Messenger RNA from Frieseomelitta varia, 1467 nucleotides. It is a transcript of the gene ND-39, whose product is annotated as NADH dehydrogenase [ubiquinone] 1 alpha subcomplex subunit 9, mitochondrial. NCBI's taxonomy places the organism in Eukaryota, Metazoa, Arthropoda, Insecta, Hymenoptera, Apidae. Gene Ontology annotation, molecular function: protein-containing complex binding. The record is from RefSeq and is a predicted model, not a curated record. The transcript has 7 exons. Gene Ontology annotation, cellular component: mitochondrion. Bases 150 to 1385 code for a protein of 411 amino acids.